Messenger RNA from Spirodela intermedia, 5821 nucleotides. The record is from the annotation of a GenBank genome assembly. Lineage: Eukaryota; Viridiplantae; Streptophyta; Magnoliopsida; Alismatales; Araceae.
AUGGCGGAAGAGUCGCCCGCGGCGGGUCCUCCGCCGGACGAGAAGACAGAGAAGAGGAAGAAGCAGGCGAAGCGGAGCCGUGGCCGCGAGCGUGGUGGGAAGGAAAGAGGACCCAAGUCGCUAGCCUGGAGGAAGUCACUCCCCGACGAGGACGAGGAUCCUUUCGCUCUUGUCACCGGCGGAGAAGGAGGUUUGUUCUCUCUCCCAUUGUUUCUGGGGCACCCGGACGGGGGAAGAAAUUCGUCUCUCGUUUUUCUCUCGAACUGAACGGCUGCGGCGUUUUUAGGUUUCCUCUCUCUGGAGGAGAUUGACGAGUCGGAGUAUGGACUCAUUGGCGGGAAUCCUGAACCGACCCAGGAGAACAAGAUUUCUUCUUCUAACCAGAAGAAGCGGAAGCUUGGGAGCGGCGGUCGCAGUGAGGGUGAAGAGGAGUCUGGCAUCGAGGAGGACGGGGAAUCGAAGAAGGUGGCCAAGAAGAAGCCGAGGAAGAAGAAGGCGAAAACGAAGACUAGCAAGGAAAAUCACGAGAGCAAAGCGGCUUGUGUCGAGCGAAUUCCGGAAGGUAAAAGCAAUCAUCUAUUUUCUUCGUCGCGUAUACUUGAAGAAGCUCGCCUUCCUUUUGUGAUCCAUAGGAUGUCUUCUGACAUUGCAUUUCAGCCCUCACUCGCAUCAGUCUCGCUCCACACCCACACCCUCCCGUUUAUCUCUUUCUAGGAUUCAGUGUUUUGGGGAGAAUGAAAUAAACUCUCUACUGACCGCACAAAUUACUGUAAUUUCAGUGAAUUAAACUCCCGAAAGUAGAGAAAAAAAAAUAUUUUUCUUAGUGGUUGCUCUUGUUCCUGCUGGUAUCACCGGGUUUUACUGCUUCACGACGCAGAAAAUAUAUCAUUCCUUCCUGAAUUUGAUAAAUUUGCCUCACUACCCAUUCAGGCGUUGCUUCAGCGGAGGGUUCAGAGAUAACCGACAUGGAAGAUGACAGCAAGGGGGAGUUUGUAUUUAAAAAUGAUGAAUAUCGUGCUUGGAAGAAGAUGAAGCUGCAUCCUCUGCUCAUGAGGUCAAUUCGAAGACUUGGGUUCAAGGAACCUACGCCCAUCCAAAAAGCCUGCAUUCCAGUCGCUGCCCACCAAGGAAAGGUUGAUUCCCUCCCUCGAACGGUUCCUUAUUGUUUUAGAAGGGAAAUAGUCGGAGCUAUCGACCUUCUCUCCACUUGCAACGCAGAAGAUGAUGACAGCAACCCAUAAAAUGCAUGAGAAUUCCUGACAAAACUUCUCAACAGGAUGUUAUUGGUGCGGCAGAGACAGGAUCUGGGAAGACGCUUGCUUUUGGUUUGCCCAUCCUGCAAUGCCUCUUGAAAGAACGUGACAAGGCUGCCAGGUUAUCUGGGGAAGACCAAGAUGGUAGCAAGGAAGGCAUCCACGGAGGUCCUCUUCGGGCCCUUAUUCUUGCUCCUACAAGGGAACUCUCCUUGCAGGUAUGUAUGAACCGGGUGGCUUAAAAAUGAUCAACAUUUCUUUUUGCGGUAACAGGCAAAAGGAAAGAAAGGGCUCAAACAUUGAAAACACUUAUUUCGUCUGGAGAAGGAAAGAAGCGCAUUGAAUCUUAUGCAAAUCUACAAUUAGCCCGCUUUGUGGUUCAUUAGAGGUUAUUUUUAUCUCAUUACAGGAAUCCUCAUUCCUCGGCAUGCAAUAACUAAACUUGAUGAAAAUGGAAAAUUUCAUUGUAAUUUUAUUUGCCUUCAGAGUUUAACUGUUUAAAACCUCGGGGUUUCGAUACAAACUCCCAAUUUUAAUAUUUAUUUAAUGUUGUACUUGUUUUUUGGGCCAUUUAAUUGCUUAGGUUUGUGAUCAUCUUAAGGAGGCAGCCAAUCUCACCAGUAUUAGAGUUGUCCCUAUUGUCGGUGGCAUGUCCACUGAAAAGCAACAGAGACUGCUGAAAAAUAAGCCUGCUAUAAUUGUUGGAACUCCAGGAAGGUUAUGGGAACUUAUGUCAGGUGGAGAACAUCACCUUGUCGAGGUUCGAACUUGUAGUGGUGCAAUUUUGUUUGUCCAGUUGUUGCUUUCCUUCCCAUAUUUUGGUUGUGACAUUUGUAUUUUUCUCCGAUGCAGCUGAACUCAUUAUCCUUCUUUGUGUUGGAUGAGGCUGAUCGGAUGAUAGAGAAUGGCCAUUUCAAUGAAUUACAGUCAAUCAUUGACAUGCUCCCUUCUAGUAGUGGCUCUGUUGAACCAGGUGAUACAUCAUUGGGAAAGAAAAGGCAGACAUUUGUCUUCUCCGCAACAAUAUCUCUAUCUAAUAAUUUCCACAAAAAACUGAAGCGUGGAUUUCUCAAAGCAAAGUCGGGUUCUUCUGAUGACCUGAGUUCGAUUGAAAAACUCUCUGAGCGCGCAGGAAUGAGGCCUGAUGUUGAAGUUGUUGAUUUGACAAAUGCGUCCAUUGUAGCUAAUAAGCUUGAAGAGUCAUUCAUCGAGUAUUCCUCUUCCCGGAAAUUCAUCUUUUAGUUCGGAGAUACUUUGUUUUCUGUUUGUCUUCUGCUGCACUUUAUGUUCCCUGAUGAAUAUACUUUUUUAAAAUAUUUGUAAGAUAGAAUCAAUAAAAUCCAAUGGAAUUUUGAUCAGGAUUACAAUUUUCAGCUAAUUUAGAGCCACACAAAGCAUCUUUAAAUUGGAUCCCGUGGAAUCUAGAUUCUUUCAUGACUGAUAGAUCCCAUUUGUGCUGUUCUACAUUUUGUCCCUUAACUUUUUAUGUCUUUGAAAGCAUAUCCCAUUAUCACCUGAAAGAAAAAUAAAUGAAGUUUUCUCAGACUAUGUUGCUUGCUCAUGAUUAGUUUGAGUAGGACUUGAGUUCAUGUUACUCAGAAAGUUGUCUAAUCUGAUUUUCUUUUGGAAGAAGAGGAGAUGAUCGGACCCCUGGCAUAUCUAAGAAGGCACCAAUGGAUCCGAAAUGUACCAAACAAGUUAAUCUGUGUGAUGGAAGUUUCCACUUAAGAAGAUAAUUGCAUUAGAUUUAUGCUUACUUGGUGCAAGAAAAAUCAUUAAACCCUUGGAAAUAAACAAAAGUUCUUGUCACUGAUCCGAGCAUAAGUCAAUACGAGGUUCUCUUAUUUCCACAGGUCGAUUCUUUGCAAAAUGGUAACAUGGAAAGAUGGUCCUUUUGCAUUCCUUUAGAUAUCGGUAUAGAUGAUUUAUGAUGGUGGAUUCCUAUUGCGAGGAAGUAAUUGUUGGAUGUUGGUAUCCUCGUUGCCUAAACGUCCUCUUGUGUCCUCAAGAAACUGUACUCAAUUCUGAAUGUAGAUAGCCAUACGAUAUUCUCUUAUUUGCUGCAGGCUGAUUCUUAUACUGUUGCAGAUAUUGGUAAUUGCUGGCAGACGUACCUUUUUAAUUCAAUGGCCUUAUGGGUUACUGAUUUUCAGGUGCAAUGAUGAUAAUAAAGAAGCAUAUUUAUACUAUAUUUUAAGUGUUCACGGUCACGGCAGAACCAUAGUUUUCUGUACUUCUAUUGCUGCUCUCCGCCGAAUUUCUUCUUUAUUACGCAUCUUGGGCAUCAGAAUGUGGACUCUUCAUGCCCAGAUGCAACAGAGAGCACGUCUCAAGGUAAAAUUUACAUGUCCCUAAUAAUUGUUAUUUCGCGAGAUUGUUUAUAUUGUUUAUGCAAUAUAAUAAGAAACUUAAACUGGACGAACUAAUCUCAAGUAUUUAAGAGUAAUGCUGCAUCAGGUAUAUUUCUGAGUUUAUUCUCUAUGUUAAUUUCAUAUCUUUCAGCUGAGAUGUUAAAAGACAUAGCUUUGACCUGCAUCUUUUUUAUCAGGCAAUCGAUCGGUUUCGUGAAAGUGACGAUGGGGUUCUGGUUGCCACUGAUGUUGCCGCAAGAGGGCUCGAUAUUCCUGGAGUUAGAACCGUCAUCCAUUUUCAACUCCCUCAUUCUGCGGAUGUAAGCAGUGCAAUUUAAUGGUCGGCCACCCCACUCCUUUGUCCUUCAUCUUAUACUCUUGUUUCAGGUUUAUAUACACCGAAGUGGAAGGACUGCCAGAGCUUCUGCCGAUGGGUGCUGCAUUGCAUUGAUUUCCCCUGCAGACAAGACAAAAUUCUUUUCUUUGUGCAAGUCCCUGUCAAAGGUCAGUUCACCAGCCACUAACUGGUUGUUUUUAAAUUUUUUUUUUUUAUUAGUAUGGUUGCAUUGAAUAAUUGUGCAAUUAAGUGUUCUGAAAGUUUGGGUCGUCGUGACCAUUAAAUAUAAAUAUAUUUCUUCAUAUGCAAAGGAAAACCUGCACAAGUUUCCGUUGGUUGACUCAUACAUGCUUGAGGUAAUGAAGAGAUUGUCUCUUUCCCGCCAAAUAGACAAGAUGAUGCGGAUCAACUCCCGGGUAAUUUAACUUUUUUCUUUUCGAAUAAACUGGAUAACUUUAUAUUUAAAUGUUCUGAACGCUUGGAUCUUCAUGAAUAUUCUGCUUACGUGCUUUUAACAUUGUUUAGGAGAAUGCAAGCAAGAGCUGGUUCGAGAGAAGUGCAGAAGCAGUGGAGUUAAUGGCGGAUGACAGUGGAAGUGAGGAAGAGACAGUACAGAGCAAUCGGAAGAGAAAAGUCAACUCUGCCCAUUUGCAGAAAUUACAGCAGGUUCUGUCUUGUAUCUGUCAUCUAUUUGUGGGGAAUAAAUAAAUAAAUCAAUCUCUUGUAUUUAUUGAACGUUUUUAAUUAUCUAGCCAUUCUAAAUUCAGGAGUUGAAUUCCCAUUUGGCCAAACCAUUGCAACCAAGGACUCUCUCCCAUCGCUUCCUGGCGGGGGUACGUUUUCAUCUCAUAAUCUUAUCCCUCUAGUGACUAAUUUCUUGUCUAGAGUACCUCAAAAGAGCUAUUUUUUCUUAUUGACCCCCCAUCCCUGUAUCAUAAAGCUUCACGUGCAAGCUUUAUGUAUGAAAAGAAAAUAUUAUUCUAUAUGUGGUUUUUUUAUUCUUCAAUGAUAACGCUUAUUUGUCUCUCUAAAUUAAUGUUUUUUCUUAUUGUUUGUCUGUUUCAGGCUGGACUUUCGCCCCUCCUUCAGCAGCAGCUUGUAGAGUUUUCAAAGAAGCGGGGAGAGGCCGACGGUUCCAAGGGCAAGUCCAGAGCCAAGCUUGUGGUCAUUGGUCAGGAUCGUGUUGAGCCGCUUGCAGCGCUUCGAAACUCUGGGCAACAGGUAGUCUCUCAUCCCUCUGUCGGGCUUCUGAAAUUCGACUCUUUGGGGCUGUCAGUGGAUCAGCUAAUCCUGGAAAGAAAAUAGGGGAAUCCGUUGACAGCCUACUGUCACCCAUGUUGCAUCAUCCUGUCUGUCUGUUUGUCUGUCUCUUGAUUCUAUCAUGCGAGUGGAACUAUUCGAGGCGCCUGUCUCUGUCUUGAUCGUACCAUGUAUCAUGGGAUCUGCUCAUUUUAUGGGUGAUAUCUGCCGCUCUCUCUCUCUUUUCCGCACUGGAGAGCUAUUUUGUUCAUGGUCUCUGGUAGUCCUGCGAUAGAAAAGAGCUACGUGGGCCUUUGUGUUUUCUAUUUUCGUCUUGAAUCUCUCUCUCUUUCUCUCCAUUUGCGCCUGUUCUUAUUUCCUGUUCUCGGCAGAUUUGUGUCGACACUGGGAAGUGGAAGGAAACGAGGAGGUUGGCAGAGGACUCGAGGAGGAAUAGAAGGGAGGAGAAGAAGCGUAUGCCCACUUCCUUCUCAUCUUUGCCCUCGUCAUUUUUCUGGGUAUUAUUUAUAUAUCAUCCUUGUUUAUAAUUUUUCAUCAAAUCCCUCCCCUCUCUCUUUCUCUCGCCAGGUGAGCGAGAGCAGCGGAGGAAGAACAAGAGAAAAAUGGAGAAAAAUAAGUAA